GCGGCGGCGGCGGCGGCGGCGGCGCGCGGGGCGGGCCCGGGGCGCGCGCGGGGCAGGUGUGGGGCUGGGGCGCGUGCACGUGGCCGGCGGGCGGCCAUCGGAGCCAGUGGCGGCGGAGGGACAGGUGUGUGGGGGGCGAGGGGGCUGAGCGGCCUGCCUUGUCUGUCUCCUGCCUUUCUUCUCUGGUUGCUGCACUUGGGGUCCAGGAUGUGAACCUGACAAAGGAGCCCCAGAGAUGCCCGGCCCGGGCAGCAGCCAUGCCCACCGUCUGCCUCCUCCUGCUGCUGCUCGGCACCGUGGAGGGGACCCUGGGUGGCAGCAGGCCCUUCCCCACCUUCGUGGUGACGGACACCACGCUCACGCACCUGGUCGUGCACCGGGUGAGCGGGGAAGUGUUCGUGGGAGCCGUAAACCGGGUCUUCAAGCUGGCCCCCAACCUGACGGAGCUGCGGGCGCACGUCACGGGGCCUGUGCGGGACAACACACGCUGCUACCCACCGCCCAGCAUGCGCGUGUGUGCCCACCACCUGGCCCCUGCCGACAACGUCAACAAGCUGCUGCUCAUUGACUACGCCGCCCGGCGCCUGCUGGCCUGCGGCAGCAUCUGGCAAGGCAUCUGCCAGUUCCUGCGCCUGGACGACCUGUUCAAGCUGGGCGAGCCGCACCACCGCAAGGAGCAUUACCUGUCGGGCACGCAGGAGCCCGACUCCAUGGCUGGCGUGAUCGUGGAGCAGGGCCAGGGCCCCAGCAAGCUGUUCGUGGGCACAGCCGUGGACGGCAAGUCCGAGUACUUCCCCACACUGAGCUCCCGCAAGCUCAUCAACGACGAGGACAGCAGCGACAUGUUCAGUCUGGUGUACCAGGAUGAGUUCGUGUCCUCGCAGAUCAAAAUCCCGUCUGACACGCUGUCGCUGUACCCCGCCUUUGAUAUCUACUACAUCUAUAGCUUCGUCAGUGCCUCUUUCGUCUAUUUCCUGACGCUGCAGCUGGACACACAGCAAACGCUGCUGGACACGGCAGGCGAGAAAUUCUUCACGUCCAAGAUUGUGCGCAUGUGCGCCGGGGACUCAGAGUUCUACUCGUACGUGGAGUUUCCCAUCGGCUGUUCGUGGCUCGGUGUGGAGUACCGUCUGGUGCAGAGCGCCUACCUGGCCAAGCCUGGCACGCUGCUGGCCCGGGCCCUGGGUGUGCCGACUGACGAGGAUGUGCUGUUCACCAUCUUCUCCCAGGGCCAGAAGAACCGCGCCAGCCCGCCGCGGCAGACCAUUCUCUGCCUCUUCACCCUCAGUGACAUCAAUGCCCACAUCCGCCGCCGCAUCCAGUCCUGCUACCGCGGCGAGGGCACCUUGGCCCUACCCUGGCUGCUCAACAAAGAGCUGCCCUGCAUCAACACGCCCAUGCAGAUCAACGGCAACUUCUGCGGGCUGCUGCUGAACCAGCCUCUGGGCGGCUUGCACGUGAUUGAGGGGCUGCCCCUGCUGGCUGACAGCAGUGACGGCAUGGCCAGCGUCGCGGCCUACACCUACCGCCGCCACUCCGUGGUCUUCAUUGGCACUCGCAGUGGCAGUCUCAAGAAGGUGCGGGUGGAUGGUGCCCAGGAGGCCCACCUGUACGAGACGGUGCCUGUGGUGGACGGCAGCCCGAUCCUGCGAGAUCUGCUCUUCAGCCCUGACCACCGGCACAUCUACCUCCUGAGUGAGAAGCAGGUGAGCCAGCUCCCGGUGGAGACCUGUGAGCAGUACCUGAGCUGUGCGGCCUGCCUGGGCUCAGGGGACCCGCACUGCGGCUGGUGCGUGCUGCAGCACAGGUGCUGCCGAGAAGGGGCCUGUCCGGGAGCCUCCACCCCUCACGGCUUUGCAGAAGAGCUCAGCAAGUGUGUCCAGGUGCGCGUGCGGCCUAACAACGUGUCAGUGACAUCGCCCGGGGUGCAGCUGACUGUGGCUGUGCGCAACGUGCCGGACCUCAGCGCAGGGGUGAGCUGUGCCUUCGGGGAGGUGACGGAGAGUGAGGCCAUCCUGCUGCCCUCGGGGGAGCUGCGCUGCUCCUCACCCUCCCUGCGGGAGCUCCGGGCUCUCACCCGGGGACACGGGGCCACGCGCACCCUGCAGCUGCAGUUGCUGUCCAAGGAGACAGGCGUGCGCUUCGCAGGGGCCGACUUUGUCUUCUACAACUGUAGCGUCCUGCAGUCGUGCAUGUCCUGCGUCGGCAGCCCUUACCCCUGCCACUGGUGUAAGUACCGGCACAUGUGCACCGGCCACCCUCAUGAGUGCUCCUUCCUGGAGGGCAGGGUUCGCAGCCCUGAGGGCUGCCCUGAGAUCCUGCCCAGUGGGGACCUCCUGAUCCCAGUGGGCGUCAUGCAGCCCCUCACCCUCCGUGCCAAGAACCUGCCGCAGCCGCAGUCGGGGCAGAAGAACUAUGAGUGUGUGGUGCGGGUGCAGGGCCGCCAGCAGCGCGUGCCCGCCGUGCGCUUCAACAGCAGCAGUGUGCAGUGCCAGAAUGCCUCGUACUCCUACGACGGUGAUGAGCACGGCGACAUGGAGCUGGACUUUGCCGUAGUCUGGGAUGGAGACUUCCCCAUCGAUAAGCCUCCUACCUUCCGAGCCCUCCUGUACAAGUGCUGGGCGCAGCGGCCCAACUGUGGCCUCUGCCUCAAGGCCGACCCACGCUUCAACUGCGGCUGGUGUGUCCUGGAGCACAGGUGCCAGCUGCGGGCUCAGUGCCCGGCCCCCAAGGCCAACUGGAUGCACCCCAGCCAGAAGGGCGCCCGCUGCAGUCACCCCCACAUCUCCCAGAUCCACCCACUCAUGGGCCCCAAGGAGGGCGGCACUCGGAUCACCAUUGUGGGUGAGAACCUGGGUCUCAACUCUCUGGAGGUGAGCGUGCGGGUGGCCGGUGUGCGGUGCAACUCCCUUCCUGAAGAGUACGUCAGCGCCGAGAGGAUUGUAUGUGAGAUGGAGGAGUCGCUGGUGCCCAGCCCGCAGCCCGGGCCUGUGGAGCUCUGUGUGGGUGCUUGCUCCGCCGACUUCCGCACACAGUCUGAGCAGCUCUACAGCUUCGUGACACCAGUAUUCCACGGGGUGAGCCCAGGUCGGGGCCCAGCAGCGGGGGGCACACGGCUCACCAUCUCCGGGAGCUCUCUGGACGCUGGUAGCAGCGUCACAGUGACUGUGAGAGAUGGCGAGUGCCAGUUUGUGAGGAGAGACGCCGGGGCCAUCGUGUGCAUCUCGCCUGUGUCCACCCUGGGCCCCAGUCAGGCCCCCAUCACCCUGGCCAUCGACCGCGCCAACAUCUCCAGCCCUGGAGUCCUCUACACAUACACACAGGACCCCACCGUCACUCGCCUGGAGCCUACUUGGAGCAUCAUCAAUGGAAGCACUGCCAUCACUGUGAGUGGGACCCACCUGCUAACAGUCCAGGAACCCCGUGUUCGAGCCAAGUAUCGGGGCAUCGAGACCACCAAUACCUGCCAGGUCAUCAAUGACACUGCCAUGCUGUGCAAAGCCCCUGGCAUCUUCCCAGGGCGGCCCCAGCCUCGGGCCCAGGGCGAGCACCCAGACGAGUUUGGCUUCCUGCUGGACCAUGUGCAGACAGCUCGCUCCCUUAACCGCUCGUCCUUCACCUACUACCCUGACCCCAGCUUCGAACCGCUCGGGCCCUCGGGUGUGCUGGACGUGAAGCCAGGUUCCCAUGUGGUGCUGAAGGGCAAGAACCUGAUCCCUGAGGCCUCCGGCAGCUCGCGCCUGAACUACACGGUGCUAAUCGGAGGCCGGCCAUGUGCGCUCACUGUCUCGGACACGCAGCUGCUGUGCGAUUCGCCCAGCCAGACGGGCAGGCAGCCUGUCAUGGUUCUGGUGGGCGGCCUGGAGUUCUGGCUGGGGACCCUGCACAUCUCGGCCGAGCGCGCACUGACGCUGCCUGCCAUGGUGGGGCUGGCAGUGGGCGCCGGGCUCCUGCUGCUGGCCAUUGCGGCUGUGCUGGUGGCCUACAAGCGCAAGACUCAGGAUGCUGACCGCACUCUCAAGCGACUACAGCUGCAGAUGGACAACCUGGAGUCCCGCGUGGCCCUGGAGUGCAAGGAAGCUUUUGCAGAGCUGCAAACGGACAUCAACGAGCUGACCAACCACAUGGAUGGGGUGCAGAUCCCCUUCCUGGACUACCGGACCUACGCUGUGCGCGUGCUCUUCCCGGGCAUCGAGGCCCACCCGGUGCUCAAGGAGCUGGAUACGCCCCCAAAUGUGGAGAAGGCCCUGCGCCUCUUCGGGCAGCUGCUGCACAGUCGCGCCUUCGUGCUCACCUUCAUCCACACGUUGGAGGCCCAGGCCAGCUUCUCCAUGCGCGACCGAGGUACCGUGGCCUCGCUCACCAUGGUGGUGCUGCAGAGCCGCCUGGACUACGCCACGGGGCUGCUCAAGCAGCUGCUGGCCGACCUCAUCGAGAAGAACCUUGAGAGCAAGAACCACCCCAAGCUGCUGCUGCGCAGGACCGAGUCGGUGGCAGAGAAGAUGCUCACCAACUGGUUCACUUUCCUGCUGCACAAGUUCCUGAAGGAGUGCGCGGGGGAGCCCCUCUUCCUGCUCUUCUGCGCCAUCAAGCAGCAGAUGGAGAAGGGGCCCAUCGAUGCCAUCACCGGGGAGGCACGCUACUCGCUGAGCGAGGACAAGCUCAUUCGUCAGCAGAUCGACUACAAGACACUGACCCUGCACUGUGUGUGUCCAGAGAGCGAGGGCAGUGCUCAGGUCCCAGUAAAGGUCCUCAACUGCGACAGCAUCACCCAGGCCAAAGACAAGCUGCUGGAUGCCGUGUACAAGGGCACCCCGUACUCCCAGCGCCCCAAAGCCGAGGACAUGGACUUAGAGUGGCGCCAGGGCCGAAUGGCCCGCAUCACCCUACAGGACGAGGAUGUCACCACCAAGAUUGAGUGCGACUGGAAGCGGGUCAACUCGCUGGCACACUACCAGGUGACUGAUGGGUCCUUGGUAGCACUGGUGCCCAAACAAGUGUCUGCCUAUAACAUGGCCAACUCCUUCACCUUUACUCGCUCCCUCAGCCGCUACGAAAGCCUGCUGCGCACAGCUAGCAGCCCCGACAGCCUGCGCUCCCGAGCACCCAUGAUCACGCCUGACCAGGAGACAGGCACCAAGCUGUGGCACCUGGUGAAGAACCAUGACCAUGCCGACCACAGGGAGGGGGACCGUGGCAGCAAGAUGGUGUCUGAGAUCUACCUGACUCGGCUGCUGGCCACCAAGGGCACACUGCAGAAGUUCGUGGAUGACCUGUUUGAGACGGUGUUCAGCACGGCGCACCGAGGCUCGGCCUUGCCGCUGGCCAUCAAGUACAUGUUUGACUUCCUGGAUGAGCAGGCUGACCGGCGCCAGAUCACUGACCCCGACGUGCGCCACACCUGGAAGAGCAACUGCCUGCCCCUGCGGUUCUGGGUGAACGUCAUCAAGAACCCGCAGUUCGUGUUCGACAUCCACAAGAGCAGCAUCACGGACGCCUGCCUGUCGGUGGUGGCGCAGACCUUCAUGGACUCCUGCUCCACGUCCGAGCACCGGCUGGGCAAGGACUCGCCCUCCAACAAGCUGCUCUACGCCAAGGACAUCCCCAGCUACAAGAGCUGGGUGGAGAGGUACUACCGAGACAUCUCCAAGAUGGCAUCCAUCAGCGACCAGGACAUGGAUGCCUACCUGGUGGAGCAGUCCCGCCUGCACGCCAGCGACUUCAACGUCUUGAGUGCGCUCAGUGAGCUCUAUUUCUACGUCGCCAAGUACCGCCAGGAGGUUCUGAGUGCACUGGACCAAGAUGCCUCUUGUCGGAAGCAUAAGUUGCGGCAGAAGCUGGAGCAGAUCAUCAGCCUGGUGUCCAGCACGAACUGAAGGUUGGAGCAGAGAGGGGGCCGCUCAGGCGAGCUGGCCUCCAUCAGGGGCGCCUCAUGCCAGGCGCACGGGAGAGGUUGCAUGGCUGGACACCCUCCACAUGCCUGGGCCCCCUUCUUUAGUGCCUUGCUUUGGGCCCUGCAGGGGGAGGGGUCUGGGGCCAGCCUAGCCCCAGCCCUGCAGCAGCAAUGCCCCCACUCCUGCCCUUGUGCCCAGGUGAUGUGACGGCUCCGCCCCCACUCUAUCCCCAGCCUCCUAUUUAUUUAAACCCCACCAUGCCGGCCCCCUUGUGACUGCUCCCCCCAGGGCUGCUGACCUCGCUCGCCUCCCGUACCUCACUCUUGCCCUGGUUGGCCCCACCUGUCCCAAGAAGGAGGCCUCACACCAGCGACUCUUGGGUGGGGUGGUGACACGUCGUCAGACUGUGGCUGUGCCCCAGAAUCUCCCCAGACUCCUCGGACUCAGCCCAUCCUUCCUCUCCAAGUACCGGGAGAGCUUCCAGCGGCCCGGUGCCUGGCAGGACCCAGGCCUGGGUGCUCCUGCCAAGUGUCCUCGCUGUGCUCCCAGAAGGCUCGGUCCUCAGCUGCCCUGGGCUGCACCGGCCCCGAGGGGCUGAGGCACUGGUGCCUUACUCCUUCCGCCCUCUGCCUCUCGGAGUAACCUGGCUGUGGCUCACGGUCCCGGAAACCCGUUCUCUCCCCUGGUCACAGGAAUCUUUUGUGUCAUGUUCCUCCCCCAUUAAAUGUGGAGCAGGUG
This is a messenger RNA of Erinaceus europaeus (western European hedgehog), 6632 nucleotides long. RefSeq names its product plexin A3 (gene PLXNA3). Gene Ontology annotation, biological process: semaphorin-plexin signaling pathway involved in axon guidance; negative regulation of cell adhesion; positive regulation of axonogenesis. The record is from RefSeq and is a predicted model, not a curated record. NCBI's taxonomy places the organism in Eukaryota, Metazoa, Chordata, Mammalia, Eulipotyphla, Erinaceidae. Gene Ontology annotation, molecular function: semaphorin receptor activity; protein binding. Gene Ontology annotation, cellular component: semaphorin receptor complex. The coding region runs from base 258 to 5876 and encodes 1872 amino acids. The transcript is spliced from 34 exons.